AUGGCUGAGGGUAUAUUGUUUUCGGUGAUAACUCGCCCAGGCUGCACAAUCGAUGAUCUCAAGCUGAGUUUUGCCUAUGUGCUGCAACCACGUUUGCUUGUUGAACUGGUCCGAGUUUUGGAGAUGGCCGGAUGCCUUUCUGUUCGGAAAUCCGCUUCAGAGCCAUUUCGGAAAAAAUCUCCAUUUGACUCUGGAUCAUGUGAAGCGGAUGUUUUCUACGUUAUUCCAACUAAAGAUGCUGUUGAACGAUUUUCACGUAUAUUUGCCACUGUCCCAUUACCAAUUAUACUCACUUCACGAGCAGAAUUUGUUUAA
Messenger RNA from Gongylonema pulchrum, 315 nucleotides. Lineage: Eukaryota; Metazoa; Nematoda; Chromadorea; Rhabditida; Gongylonematidae. The record is from the annotation of a GenBank genome assembly.